UGUUGUGAACAAGAGUUUCCUGUCCAAGAUGGCGUCCAAUGUUGAAUGAUUAAAAGUGUUCGGCCCAACUACGACAAUAGUUGCCUUAAUUCUUCAAGACAUACUUAACAGAGAGAUAUAGAGGAUUCAGCUAUUUAGAUAAAAACCACUGAUUGGUAUGGCAUGUCUCCAUUUUACAUUUUGCAAGCAAAGAGUAUUAUAACUGAUUGAAACCAACAGGGUUUUAGUUGACAAUGAAUGAAACUAGACAAUUCAAAGUAUGGGAUCAUGAAAGAAAAGUAAAAAAAGGGGUUGUAGCCUCAUCACUAGAAGAGCUUAGAACUAAAGGCUGCACUAAACUACAUCUAGAUGAAACUUCUGUCCAUGUGGUGCUAGAGGUGGAUGGCACAGAAAUUGAUGAUGAGGAUUAUUUUUCCUUCUUGCCUAGUGAUACAGUCUUGAUGCUGCUUCCUGAAGGAUGUCACUGGCAUUCCCCAGACUUCUACAACAAAAGUGAAGAUCAUCCUGAUGGAACUGAUGAGUUUCACUUUGAGUGUGAGUCUGAACAUAAAUUGGAUACUAUCCUUGAGAAGAUUGAAGCUGAUAUAACAAAAUGUUUGUUGUUAAAUGACACUGAAAUGCAGCAACUUAUUGAUGCUAAGCCUGAAGAACUGGCCCCUAAACUAAGGAAAUCUAUCAGUGUUGUUAAAUCAGUUCAAGACUUCUGUCAGCGCCAUCUAGAUGAGAAAUCUGAAUUGAAAGAAGUAGCUCAACUUUUUAAAGCUUACACAGAAGCUGAAAACUAUAUUUCUUCACAGGAACACAAUUCUGGCCCAGUGAAAAGGAAAAGAUUUGAGUGACAUUAUGUACUAUUCAAUAUAGAAAACAUACAAAAUUGUUAUUCACUUAACUUCUUGAUUGGAAUGGUUAAUUGUGAUUUGUCAUAGUGAGAAUGGGCUAUAGAAUUAUAUAAAUGGCAGCUCCUUUGUUUCAAUAUGCAAAUUUGAUAUUGCCUUAAGGCUGACAUAAACCUGUACAUACAUUUUGAUGACGUAUUUUUCUUUAAAAUAUUUGUUAUGAAGAAAGUAGAGAAAAAGACCAGAUGUUUUCUGAAGGUUUCACCACAUUUCAACAUGUGGCUCAGUGCUCACUGGUGGACUAGGGAAAUUGUUGUAAAUUCAAUAUUAAAAAAUUGUAAUUACAGUAUUGCUCCAUAAUGUUUUAUUUCUCUGAAAUAAUUAUUGAUGUCCUAUCUCUGUAUUGCUAACAUCCUUUCUCAUUUGGAAUACAAUACCUGAUAAGGCAACAUGGCCGAUAAGUUGAGAACCUCUUACAAAAGCUUCUUGGCAAUCUGGCGUCCAUUGAAAUUGUGUUUUCCUCUCAGUCAAUUGGUGAAGGGCUCUAGCGAUAGUGGGUACAAAGCGUCUGUAAUAGCUGCAAAAACAUAAACCCAAGAAGCUUCUGAGCUCAUAAAGAUUAGUAGGUGUAGGUCAGUGCUUGACCACAUCCGUUUUUUUCUGGAUCGUGCUUACCCCGUCUUUGAAUAAAUAUUAGUUUUAUUCCCGCACUUCGAAUACGCUGCAUCACUUCCCUCAAGUUAUGUAUGUGUUCAUCAAAUGUCUUUCCGAAGACUAUAACACCAUCUUGGUAGACCAGGCAAGCAAUUCCAAUUAAAGCCUCGCAACUCUUGUUCCUUCAGUCUCUCGAAGGUUGCCGGUGCCUUGCACAGCCCGAAAGGCAUAACCAUAAAUUGCCACAGUCUGUUUCCAUUGGAGAAAGAGUGUCUAGUAUGUCAUCGAUACGUGGCAGUGGAUAGCUGUCUUGUGAUGCAAAAACGCAGAUAGCCAUCUUUUUUCUUAACUGGAACAUCAGGCGAGCACCAUGGGCUGUAAGAUGGCUCGAUGAGUUCUUGUUCCUUCAUUUGCUCCAACAUAUGAGCGUCCUCUUGUUGCUCUGCUAAAGGUAGUCCUGUGGUGUUUGCCAGAUUGGUCUAGUGUUGCCUGUAUCUAUUCUAAGGGUUACCAUAUUAGUCGGCUGCCAUGUUCAUUUUCACUGUCUAGCAUGAUGUCCUUAAUCUCUAGCAACAGUUGUUUAGCUUUAUUGUACUCUUCCUCUGACAGAUUCUCGCCCACAUCCCCAAGCAUUAGAUCAACUCAAGAAUCACAUAACGAUGCACUAUAAGCCAAUAUAAGCCAAUGUUCAAAGAGAUUCCAAAUAAUUGGAUGAAGUCUAGUCCCAGAAUAUUGGCAACCAAGAAUUCGUGACUGAAAGGUUGGUUUGCUAUCUCAAACUUUACAGUGGCCUGUCCUAAAUUUGGCAAAAGUUCUUCACUAGUUGUUUUGUAUAGAAUAGCCACUUAUUUCAUGAAUUUUAAUAGGACUAGGAUGAAUUGUGGAUCUUGAUGCACCAGUAUCGAAUAAAAUUCUGAAAAAAUGAACUCAUAUUUUCCCUUGUACUCUCAGGACUAGCCUAGGACUUCCUGUGAAUCUCGCUGCCUGUCUCCGCCCCAAGAGACCGUCAGAAUUUAGUUUUCCUGGUUCUGAGAUUGACCGAUAGCUUGCUGGCUACCCAAUCCAUCUCUUCCUCUCGGACGGCCUGCAAAUCUUCGACUACAGUUUCAUCGAAUAUGGCCAGCAGCAUUGCAAUUCCAGCAUUGAACAACCGAUCUGUUUUUGUCUGGGUAUUUGCUGAGACUGCCGGUCAUCUAUAGUUUCCACCACUUGUCUGAUAAUAUGCUUAAGGUCCUCCUCAUGAACAUUGAGCCCCCGACUGAAAUGGAUCGUUUUUGCUGUGUCUUUAGCUGCCUCAAAAGAUAAGGCGUUUAUCAAAGCAUCGCUGGCCUCUCUUUUUUCCACUUCAUCUGAUAGCCUUCUUCAAUUUGGGUCACGAACACCACCAAUAAACGCGUCAGUUAUGACAACAUAUGAGAUCUCCUGGGUCAAGGUCGGAUAAACCAAGCGUCCCAAUUGUUCGAUAUCUGCCAUCAACUCUUGUAGUGUCUUUCCUGGUUUUUGAUGUACUCUAUACACUUCGUUCAUGUGUUCGUCCCCAAAUCUGAACCUUCCCUCGUAACGCUAGCGUUAAUCCAGUUGCCUUUUCCUCGUUUGUACUCCAGUUGUUCACUUUUGCAGCCGCCUCAAAUUGUCAUUGAUAAACUGUCCACAAGACUGUACCACCAAAAAUAGGUGGCUUGACAUUUCCAGUUGCCUCGCUUGACAGUGAAUUUAGCCAGCACGACUCUUUCUGGACUCGCAGAGGACUUGAAUCUUUUGCUCCAUCUCUAAUGUUAGCUUUGACUUCAUCCCUUAGCUUACUUCUGAAUUCCUCCAGAUCAUCUUUUUCCUGGCUAGUCGCAAUUAUUUGCAUUGACCGUAGAGGCACUUUUUUCAUUUCACUCAAUAUUCCGCCGAGAUCAGUUUUCACUUCAAACUCGUGAGUGAACCCAUCUUCUUUCAAGGCCUCUCUCAGACGGCUAACGAAGGCUUCUUUGUUUCCAGACGCUACGAUGUCUCGCCUCUAAUACCUUACGGAUUUCGUUAAUCCGGAGUUCAUAUAGGUUCAUAUAGGUGUUGAUCCCACUUCUGACACAAAUUGUUACCACGUGGGGGUGGAUUAAAGAAAACAACUCAACGAUUUUCAAGUCGUCUGUAAUCAGUGGAUACUCCCAGUAAAAAGAAUUAAUUUCACAAUACUCCUAAUAAAAUGUACAUAUCCUGAUUCACUUACACCAAUUAAAAGAAAAUCCUCAUUCUAUAAAUCAACGAUCAUCAUUCCCGUUCCUUAACACACUCGCUCACCCCACAACAGCAACACAAUUCAAAGAGUUCUCACCUGGAAAAAUGGUUAGCCAGAGGUAGCAAGUCUACAACAAAUAUGUUGUGUCAAUUUUUUUUUCCAAUAUAAAUAUUGUUGUAACUCUAGUGACGGACUGAAAGGGUUAAUGUGUGUGCGGGCUACUGAUACACACGACUCAGGCCAAUCACACAGGUCAACGGCUGUCGAUAGACAAGGGACAAUACUGUUAGUUCACGCAAACAUGACCCAUGUUGUGGUCAUGUGAUCGAGAGGCUUAACAAGAGACAGUUGAGUCUAGGACAGCAAGGCAGUAAGGACUUGUGGUACCUUUGAGUCCUCGAAAAUGUAGCUGUACGAGCUAGAGAGAGUAGUAAUGUUUAGUUAGGCAUUUUUAUUAAGUUGAAGAAAACAUUUGAAUUGAUGUAGCCAAUUGUGUUGAAUUGGCUGUCGAUGUAUUUGUAAUUAAACCGCCACUUUGUUACUUGAAGCUGUUGUGUUGUUAAGUAGUGUUUGCAGAAGGACUGGUAGAGAAGAUCGUAACAAUAUGUAAUAUCAAGCAAAAAAAAAAAAAUGAAAUUGAGAUUUAAAAAAUCAGAUACACAUUUUUUUAUUUCAUUGUUUCAAUGCAACAGAUCCAAUGGCAACACACAAAUCAAUGCAUCGAAAGUAAAGAAUAUUGAAGAAAAUAAAACAAGUUACUUAUUCCGCUAUGUCUUUUUGUGGUUUGGCCACAAGCACAAUUCAUUCCAAUAGAACAAAUGACAAGCUUUAGUAAUGGUAGGUCCAAUGAGGAUUGCAAAUACCCAAAUAUCUCAUCAACACACAACUUUAGAGCUACAUUUAGUUUCUUAAUAGUGCACUGGAGAUUAUUUUUGGUUAGCAGUGUUUUUUUUUGUUUGUUUUAAAAAGCCCCCCUUUCACCCCCCCCCCCCCAAAAUCAGCUUGCAGUUUGCUACAAUUUGACUCAAAUCAAACUCAACAAACUAAAGUUACACGAGUCUUGCAAUUAAGAAUCUUCUGAGGACAUGAAACUGCAGGGGAACAAGUUUUGAGCUGCCCGCCUAGUCCCAGGCUCUCCAGUCACACUGGAUGUGGGCAGCUCUGUGCGACAAGUUUAUUGUAUAAUACAUUUUACAAAAUGACAAUAGUGAUUAACAUUUACACAGGCUUGUAUGUUUGAAACAUUCUGUUCACUGACACUUAAGCUAUAUACAAAAAUAAAACAUAAGGCUGGUUAAUUAUUUUGUGUUGACACAGCAAUCAUGGGUUAGAAUUAUGUUUAAGUACUAUUGCCUCGACCUGUAAUAAUGCAUAAGCAAAAAAAAAAUGUAUAGAUUGAGUGAACAAUGUAUUGAGCAACAAAAAUAUAUAAAUACAAAAUAAAACCUCAAGUUCCAAAUAAAAAAUCCAAUGGUGUGAAAAUUGUGUUUUCUUUACUUUUGGGUCGCCUAAAUUUUAAAAAAUCAUAUAACUAAAUGAAAAUGGAAGCUAUUUCAUUGCACAUUUCUCUGAGAUUAUAGUUUUUUACAGACAGAUGUAUACUUGAAUUUUUAUUCCCAUAUCAUUUAAGUAUACCCAAUGAAGCUUAGUGUGGUCCUUGAAAACAAGACAUUGACAAUAGCAUUCCAAUUUUGUUGUUGUAGUAUGCUGAUAGAUCGAUUGAAUAUCCCAUAACAAUCUUAGGGACAACACAACAAGUCAGAUAUCUGAAUAGUGUCAACAAAUACCAAAUGCAGAACACUACUAUCUAAAUAUCUAGCCAAGUAGUUUUAUAUAGCAUCCAAGAUUGUCUCCAUUUGAAUCUAAUUUCAGAACAUAACUCCAAUACACGUUCAGCCAGUACACAAUGUACACUAACAAACAGUUUAUGCUAUUUGUAGCAACUUGGACCAAACAAUAGAUUGUUAUUCCACUACAGAGACCUAAACAAAUAUUUAUAAUAAAUGUGAAUAAAAGAAGCAGUACAAAAAAAUAUGUACAUCAUUGAAUUCCCAAUGGUGUCACAAAUUUAAGUAAAAAAAAUAAAAAUUAUUUAUAUAUCUACAUAUCAGAGCAAAUCAGAAAAGGAAGGCACUUCUUGAUAAUAUUGGGGAGUCAAAUGAAGGUUUCAAUAUGAACUCCUCAAGUAUACUGUAAGGAAAUAAUUUCUCAUUCAGAUGUCUAUCCUUUCAACAUUUUGUGUGUGACUUUUCCUAUGAACUGAAUGUAUACAGACAAGUGAACUAUGAAAGAGCAGCUUAUUUUAUAGCUGCAGCAAGGAGAUGUAUGCUCUACACAGUGGAAAUCAAAGUCUUUGAGGAAACUUUCAUUUAUUUUUUCAACUUAGGGUCUUUUUAAUCAACAUUGAAAACUAACAAGUCAAAGUCACAGAAAAACACCUGUGGAAGUUUAA
Molecule: messenger RNA, 6166 nt
Organism: Biomphalaria glabrata
Lineage: Eukaryota; Metazoa; Mollusca; Gastropoda; Planorbidae
Product: DNA fragmentation factor subunit alpha-like
Exons: 6
Coding region: 234-839 (201 amino acids)
Biological process (GO): apoptotic process; regulation of apoptotic process
Source: RefSeq, a predicted model, not a curated record